Molecule: messenger RNA, 3037 nt
Organism: Prinia subflava (tawny-flanked prinia)
Lineage: Eukaryota; Metazoa; Chordata; Aves; Passeriformes; Cisticolidae
Gene: NDP
Product: norrin cystine knot growth factor NDP
Exons: 5
Coding region: 1006-1452 (148 amino acids)
Biological process (GO): Norrin signaling pathway; positive regulation of DNA-templated transcription; Wnt signaling pathway
Molecular function (GO): frizzled binding; cytokine activity
Source: RefSeq, a predicted model, not a curated record
GUUUUGUGAUUUCUCAGAUAACAAGGGCUUCACAUUUCUGUGGAAUUCCCAUUUGCCAGGGAGCUGCUGCUGCUGCCGCCCUGAUUGAUAUAUGGCUGCAAUGGCACUUUUCCAUUUGACAUUCCCCCUCUCUCCCUCUCUCUCUUAAACAACAGCCCUAACUUUUGUGUGUUGCAAAUAUAAAAGGCAAGCCAUGUGAUGGAGGGACAGAAGAACAAAGGCAUUUGGAAGCAACAGGACCUCUUUUAGCUCUCCGAAGAGUUCGAGGGAAGGACGGAGUGGUGCAUUUUCCAAAGUCAUCUGCCGGAGCGCUCAGAAUAACCUGAAACAACAGGCAACUUUUAUUUCCAGCUUCGCGUCUCACUCUUCGCGGGAGCGCUCCGAAUUCGCGCAUUAAUGUUUAUCCAAACUUCCGCGGGGCUUUCCGACGGAGCGGACAGCGCUGGUGGUGGCUCAGGACAGAUCUAACACGCCCUCUUGUAUUGGCUGGGAGCCGUGGGGGAAGCCCCUGGGCCGGGCUGUGCUGGGGGCUGUGCUCGGGGCUGCCCCGCGGAGCGGCUCUGCUGACACGGAGGAUGCUGCGCGACCCCGGCCCGCCCGCCCGAGCGGGGAGGGAGGCUCUCCUCCCUUCCCGGCACAUCAUUCCCCCGUGUGUCAGCGCCAGAGGCACCAGCACGACUGCUCUCUGCUUCUCCGGGACCGCAGAAGGGUUUGGUGAGCGCGGUGACCGAGUGCCAGCCUAGUGUCACUGCGGGGCUCGGGCACGGACACUGCCCCCGCUCCCUGCCGGGGUUCAGGUGCUGCUCUUUAAUUAGCUGGGAAGAGACUGACGCCGAGCAAGUGCUGCCUGACAAGCAAGCAAGCAAAGCCUGUCCAUGAGAUUAUUUGAUGGAUUAAAAUCUCAUCGGACUCCAACUUGAGAAGAAGAAUGACAGCUCAGACACUCAAACCAGACUUUUCACCGUCCUGGAAAGGAACUGGCUCCCAGAAUUCGGAGGGUUUUUGAUGCUCUACCUCCCUCUGCUGUUACCAGCGAGAAGUUCCUCGACAAUGGGAAAUCAUGUACUGGCGGCUUCGAUUUCCAUGCUGUCGCUGCUGGUGAUGAUGGGGGACACGGACAGUAAAUCGGACGGCGCCUUCCUGAUGGACUCGGACCCCAGCCGCUGCAUGAGGCACCACUACGUGGACUCCAUCAGCCACCCCCUCUACAAGUGCAGCUCCAAGAUGGUGCUGCUGGCGCGCUGCGAGGGCCGCUGCAGCCAGACGUCGCGCUCGGAGCCGCUGGUGUCGUUCAGCGCGGUGCUGAAGCAGCCCUUCCGCUCCUCGUGCCACUGCUGCCGCCCGCAGAGCUCCAAGCUGAAGGCCAUGAGGCUGCGCUGCUCCGGGGGCAUGCGGCUCACGGCCACCUACCGCUACAUCCUCUCCUGCCACUGCGAGGAGUGCAGCUCCUAGGGAGCGCUGCCCUGGGAAAGGCUCCGAGGGACAGCCCCGGGUCAGGCCGGUGCUCCCAGCACGGACAGGACAAAGCAGGCUGGAUGGAAUCUGAGAGCAGAAGCACAAAGUGUGCUGGAUGGUGCUGGUGCAGCGCUGGGGGCCGCGGUGAAGGCGAGAGCAUCAGGACUUGUUUCAAAGAAGCCUUUCUUUUUUGCUGAAAGGAUUUUUUUUUUGAGAGUUUCUUCUUUUUUGGACUCAGCUCUGACUACAGCGAGGUGCUUUUGCUUUAGGCCAUGGGCAGCAGGGAGGAAGGUCAGCACUGCGGUCUGAAAACUGACAUUUGGACAGAGGAUGGGCAUCAGUUCCCGCAGACAACCUCUUAACCCACCAAUUUAUUCUCAGUUUUCUACUUAUACUGGCCUUCAAAGCAAACUGUGCUGUUGGCAAGGGUCAUCUGUUACUGACCUAGUGGCCAAAUGCUGGAUAACUUUAACUGUGGUUUAAAUUACAAAUAAACCAUUGAAAAGUGAACUGGAUAUGAAAUGCCAUGCUUGGAAUACCCAGCCUAGCUGAAACAAUUAUUUGCACCAUGUGUCAUCAGAAUUCAGUGGCCGAGCAGCUCUUGGGAAGGGAAAGGUCAUGAGACUCACUAUUCCCUUCCAAAAGCCCAGAAAUGUGACACAUCACAUCUGUCACAAAAGCCAUUAUUCAAAAUCUGAAAACUAAUCAAAUAUUAAAAUGCCAUGUACUAAAUGGAGUAAUUUCUUAAUUUGAGUAGACCUGUUCAUGUACAGAACCAGAGCCACCAAAAUUAUGACUAAACCUAGAACUUAUUUUCAUCUAUAAUUCUUAGGCCAUUGAACAAAUACUGUUUUGCCUUUUAAAGACAGGCAAUCCCUAAAUCCAUCUCAAAACAGCAGGGGAUCCAAAGUUUGGGAAUGGUUUUUUGGUAUUUGCUGAGAAACUCUGCUCCUCCUCCACUAAUACAAGGUUUUAGGAAGGUUCAGUCACAAUCUAUUGUGACUUCAAGGGAAGAACAUAACUGUUCUUAUCUCAUAUUAAAAUUUCUAUGUUCUUAAAUGGCAGCAUAUGUAGUUGUGCUGUUCACAUAAACCAGGCUGAGCCAUUGUUUUGGUAGACGUCAUGAGGGUGUCGAGAGAAUCUUUGCUGUGUAAGGACUCAGGGUCAGUGGUCUCAGGGUUGCUGUUCCCUGAGAUUCUCCUCGGGGUUGCUGUUCCCUGAGGUAAUAAGGUUUUUCGUCUUCUCUUUGCCCUAAGUGUUUCACACUGGAGGCAGAGGCCACAAGCUGAGCCCACCAGUGCAUGUUUCCAAGGCUGUUUAUUCUUCAUUAUCUCAGUUCUUUCUCAGCUCUGCAAGGCAUCCCCAGCAGAGCAGGACACGCGGCUGGACUGGGCGGAUCAGAGAGCCCCGCACCUUAUGUACAGUACCCCUGACCCAACCACUGUCCAAGACGUAUUUUUUAUUUACAAAAUUUUACCAAUGCCUACUACCUAUGUUAACAUGUUGUUUCUACUCUAAACCAAUCCUUGAGAUCCAACUCAGCAGAAAAUGGGGGACGAGAGCAAGAACAAGGAGCACAGGA